GGAAGACCCCCCCCACCCCGUCUCUGCCUUUCUCUGUAACUCUGUCUUUCAGAUAAAUAGAUCUCUAAAGAGAGAGAGAGAGGUCUUCCAUCUGUUGGUUCACUCCACAGAUUGGCUGCAACAGCUGGAGCUGGGCCAGUCCGAAGCCAGGAGCUUCCCCAGGUCUCCCACGCAGGUGCAGGGGCCCAAGGAUUGGGCCAUCUUCCACUGCUUUCCCAGGCCACAGCAGAGAGCAGGAUGGGAAGUGGAGCAGCUGGGACUCGAGCCAGCGCCCGCAUGGUCGCCAGUGCUGCAGGUGGCGGCUUCACUGGCCACGCCACAGCGCCGGCCACGCCGAUGGGAUUCUCUCUUGUGACUGUAGUUACAGUCAUAGCGAUGGCGUGAAGAAGCAGCCCUUAGGGUGACAGGGACUUCAGGAUUCAGCGUUGACUUAGGUGUGAAUUUUGAGCCACUUUGGCCACCACGAAUCUUCAUACACCUCUCAAAAAGGAGGCGUUAGCAGGAGGAAACAGUGUCCGUGCUGGGGUCCGGCAUUGGAGACACCCUGUCCUGCAGCCCACAGGCAAACACGGGGUGCAGAAUCCUGCGGCCAGCAGUGUCUGCCUCGGCCCACGUGAGGGGCCCCGGCCCCCGGGACCCGCGUGUCUGGGAGGAGCAGCAUCACCGUGGCUGGGUAAGGCGGCUGGCGUCUGACCCGGAGCCAGCAAAUCCAGCCCCGGGGUGAAGGCCUUGCGCAGGGCAGGGCAGGGCGCCGCCGCCAGCCCUGGGUGCUUGUCACUGCGGGCCUGCGCUGACCGCCGCCAGCCCUGGGUGCUUGUCACUGCGGGCCUGCGCUGACCGCCGCCAGCCCCAGGGCGCCGCAGUGCCCGCGGGUGACACAGCGGCCCGGGCUCCCAUCAGACCAGAGACCGCGCCCCCUGGCCAGGUGUGAUCUGUCGCAGGCCCAGGUCUGUUCCUUGAAGGUCAGUGGGAGCUGCUGCGGCCUCCAAGUCCCGCCUCCUGCCUUCCCUCCACGGGUGCUGAGGCCGUGGGAGACAGCGCCCUCUUCUGCCAGCGCUGCGCAUGCGCGUCCUCUCUGAGCGUGCCCUGGUUCCAGUGCAUUUGUUAAGGAUUUUUUUCCUUUAUUUGACAGGCAAAGCGACAAAGAAAUAGAGGAGAGAGCGAGAGCGAGAGAGAGAGAGAGAGAGGUGCAUCUCCCCUCUGCUGCUGGCUCGCUCCCCAAAUCCCUGCCGCAGCCUGCUCUGAGCCGGGAACUCCUGGGCGCUCCGGUGGGCGGCAGGCCCCCCCCGCCCCCCCGUGGCCUGAGCCGUCCAGCAGGAAGCCGGGCCAGACGGAACCGGCUCUCUGGUGCGGAAUGUGGGUGUCUCGGGCGGAGGCCGCGCCCGCCGCGCCACGUCGCCGGCCCCUCGGCUGCUGCGGCCCAGCGAUGCCCUUCUCUGCAGCUGAAGGACAGCUCUGGUGCGCGGUGCCCUUGGCCGCCACGCGUGUCCGCCUGUGCCGCCGGCGCAGUCUGGUGAGCCGGCACGUCCUGGUGCCGUCGCUUCCUUUCUCCUGCCCUGGGGAGGAUCCGCUGGUGACCGCUGAGCUUGGCGAGCUGGUGCUCACGGCGUGCGGUAGACUUGGCUGGGCCGGGCUGAGUCUCACCUGCCCAGCCCUGAUGGGUCUAUCUUUCUGUAGCUUUGGGACGUUUUCGGGUCUCUCUUGGAGGUGCUGCGUGCUCAGUCUCGGCAGCCCCUGUUGGGGGAGGCGUGGUUGGUGUAACAGCUGUGACACCCACAUUCCGCAUCCCAGUGGCUGUGUUCGCCUCCCAGCCCCGCGCCCUGUUCCAGCUCCUGCCGAGGCGAGAGCCAGGGAGUCAGCAUGACGGCUGCGGUAGUGGGGCCCCUUCCACCCACAUGGGAGAGCCAGACUGGAUCCCUGGCGUCCGCUGGGCCCUCCCAGUCAUCGCAGGUGUUUGGGGAGUGAGCCAGCAGGUGGCAGAUCGCGCUCUCCCUCUGCCUCUCAAAUGAUAGCAACUUAUUAUUAUUUAUUUGAGAGGUAGAGUUACAGACAGUGAGAGGGAGAGACAGAGAGAGAGGUCUUCUGUCUGCUGGUUCACUCCCCAAAUGGCCACAACGGCCGGAGCUGCGCUGAUCUGAAGCCAGGAGCCAGGAGCCUCCACCGGGUCUCCCAUGCGGGUGCAGGAGCCCAAGCACUUGGGCCAUCCUCCACUGCUUUCCCAGGCCACAGCAGAGAGCUGGAUCCGAAGAGGAGCAGCUGGGACCAGAACUGGCACCCACAUGGGAUGCAGACGCUGCAGCGGAGGAUUAACCUACUGUGCCACAGCACCGGCCCCUCAACUAAUAAUAAUUUAAAAACACCCUCCUGAAUCUCAGUAACUUAGAUACCUGCCCCCUUUUUUUUAAAGGAAAGGGUUUAUUGGUGGGGAACCCGACAGACCGGAGGGAAGGGGUGGAGAAGGAGAAAGACGGAGGAGAGCGUGAGAGAGAUCCAGGGAGAGGGGAGCGCUCCUUUACUGUCGUCCUGCAGUUCCCGUAGGCUCGCUCCUUCCUCCUCAUUAUCUUUAUUCUCUGCCUGUUUGAGCUCACUGGUUCUUUAUUCUGCUUGAUCUUCUGUACUUUUUUUUUAAAAAAAGAUUUAUUUUUAUUUAUUUGAAAGAUUACAGAGUUCACUCCCCAAAUGGCUGCAACGGCCAGAGCUGCGCAGAUGCAAAGCCAGGAGCCAGGAGCUUCUUCCGAGUCUCUGACGCGGGUGCAGGGGCCCAAGGACUCGGGCCAUCCUACACUGCCCUCCCAGGCCGUAGCAGAGAGCUGGAUCAGAAGAGGAGCAGCCGGGACUAGAACCAGCACCCACAUGGGACGCCGGCGCUCAGGCCAGGGCAUUAACCCGCUGCGCCACAGCGCCAACUCCUCUCCUGUACUUUUGAUGCCUUUUAUCACAUUUUUAAUUUCAUUCAAUGUGUUUUAUACUCAAAACCUUCUACUUGAUAUUUUUUAAAAAGCUUUUUUUUUUUUUUUAGUUUUUUGAAAGUGUGUCACACAGACACACACACGCGCACACACACACAGAUCUUCCAUCCUCUGGUUCACUCCCCAAAUGCCUACAGCAGCUGGACCUGGGCCGGGCUGAAGUCAGGAGCCAGGAACUCCAUCCGGGUCUCCUACGUGGGUGUCAGGAACCCAGGCACCUGGGCCAUCACCUGCUGCCUCCCAGGCGCGUUAGCAGGAGGCUGGAUCAGAAGAGCGGAGAAGCCGGGACUUGAACCAGGCGCUCCGGUGUGGGCUGCAGCUGCCCCCAGGAGCAGGCUAGCCUGCCGCACCAGAGCAUUCCAUGUUGACGUCUGAAAAGUGCUUCUGCCGCCCUGUUAAGUGUCUCUGUUAGAGGAGUGCAUCAUUUCUCUGCAGUUUUCUGAAUCUCAUAGUUUCCUUACAACCGCAGUUUGAAAUUCCGUUCCGAGCGUUCGUGUCCGUCAGUUACGUCCUGGUCUGAUUCUGCCGCCUCACUUUGUUCACCAGUGAGCUCGUGGUUCUCUGCCGCAUGACACUGUCCACCCCUGGAGGGACUAGGACAUUUUCCCAGUCUUCCAGAUCUGGACUGGUGCCGGCCCUUCGCUUGUUUUCUCUGGGCCGUGACACUUCCAUCAUUCUAGCACUAGAUGGCGCCCCAAGUCACGGUCUGCUCUUGGUGUAUUGUCUCGGUGUCAGCACCAGAGGGCGCCCCAUCCCACAUCCACGGUGGGUUGUUGAGAAGGUGCUGGCCUCAACCAGAGGCUUUGGGCUCUGUCGGGUGCUGGUCUCUCCAGGCAAGCCAGGCACUUAGCUCCACUGCAGAGCUGUACUGACUCCCACCCUGUCCCCAGAGGCUGGGGUGAGGGGUCCAGUGCCAGCCUGCUCGGGGUUUCAAGCCUGAAGUCUGGACUUGGUUCCUUCUCCCUCCCCACGGCGGGAGGCAUGGAGCUCGGGUUGGAGCUGGAGCAGCGGUGACGCCGAGUCUCUGUGCUGCCUUCUCCAGUGCCUGCUUUCCCGAAACUACGGUACAGCCAGGCCCUGUGAGCUCCUGCCGGGGCCCCAGCUCUGUGGCACCAGCUCUGAGUGCUGUCCUCUCCGGUCAACUUCGCCUCGGCCUCUCUGCCUGUCCCACCCUCGUAGAUCUCUCCCUCCUUGGUUUAACCUUUCCGGAGCUGGGUCUGCCGCUCCCCUCCUUCUCUGUGCCCCGUCCUGGCCGGGCAGGCCGCCCCUGCCAACAACAGGAACAUGCGGCGGGGCAGCGGCUGGAGCGAGGUGAGGAGCUCGGACUGGGGCGCGCCCGCUGCGCCCUCCGUUCGCCUGUCUGCAGCCUGGCCGGUGCUGCUGAGCCGUGCUCCUGGGGGCCAGGCGGGGCCCAGCUGGCUUCUGGACAAGACAGGGCGGAUGCUGUGGCGCAGUGGUUAAGCCACUGACUGCGAUCCGGCAACCCAGAUGAUCACUGGUUCGAGCCCCGGCUGCUCCACUUUGGAUCCAGCUCCUGUCCUGCACCUGGGAAAGCAGCAGAGGAUGGCUGAGUGCCUGGGCCCCUGCCCCCACGUGGGAGACCUGGAUGGCUUUGGCCUGGCCCAGCUCUGGGUAUUGCGGCCAUCUGGGGAGUGAACUAGCAGAUGGAAGAUCUCUCUGUCUCCCCCUCUGUCACUCGGCCUUUCAAAUAAGUAAAUGGGCCAGCGCUGCGGCUCACUAGGCUAAUCCUCCGCCUGCGGCGCCAGCACCCUGGGUUGGGGUGCCGGAUUCUGUCCCGGUUGCCCCUCUUCCAGUCCAGCUCUCUGCUGUGGCCUAGGAGGGCAGUGGAAGAUGGCCCAAGUGCUUGGGCCCUGCACCCCAUGGGAGAGCAGGAAGAAGCACCUGGCUCCUGGCUUUGGGUCGGCACAGCGUGCUGGCCGUGGCAGCCAUUUGGGGGGUGAACCAACGGAAGGAAGACCUUUCUCUCUGUCUCUCUCAGUCUAACUCUGCCUGUUAAAAAAAAUAAGUAAAUGAAUGUCUUUUUUUCCCCCAAAAAUAUAGAUAAGAGCUUGAAGAGGGGCCAGGUAGGUGCCUUAUUUAACAUGAUUUCAAGUGUGUUCUGGAACUUGGGCUCCCAGGUGCAGUGCUGGGGCCUGGCACUAGGUGGCAGCAGGGACCAGAGGACCCAGACCUUGCUCCUCCGCCCGAGGCCUGGGAUGGAGAAGCGAGACUGAUUUCCUGAGGCAGUCCCGUGUGGGCGUCUGCAGUGUGCUCUCUGUUAAGUCUCCCCUGUCGGCGUGGCUGAGUGAUUCCAUUUGUGGCUGAACACUGCUGAGGCCCACACGCUUUGGGUGAUGCCCCGUGUUUAUGUGCCCGGAGCGUCAGCCUGGAGGCCAUAUCACACUGGCUGUGCUGUCGGCCCCUGAGUGUGCGCUGACGCGGCUCCCGCCUGACUGCGCGCGUUCCUGCACAGCCUGUGCGUGAGACGCUGGCGGUCGGGUAAUCAGUAGGACAGCGAAGUGCCAAGGUGUUGGGAGCCCAUCCCGUGUUCCCCAGCAAGAAGGCAUGCGUGCCUGGGCCUGUGCCCAGCGCUGUGGGGGCCGAGCUGGCCCAGACACCAGCCCUGACAUCUGGAGCUCGGGCAGGUGCGCGGAGUGGGGAGCGCCGGGCCAACCCCAGCAGGGAUGUGUGACAAGUGCACUGGUGAGGGGAUGGGGCCCAGGUAGUCACCGUCACACGUGUAGGAGAGGCCGGGAGCCUCCGGGAGGAGCUGGUGUGGAGCUUAGUCAGGGAGAAGGCGGAAUCAGCACCCCAGGCCACAGCCCUGAGUGCACGCGGCCAGGGAAGAGCGAGAGAGCCCAGCUUUCUCCUGGGCAGCCCUGGGAGUGCCCGGGAGCGAGGUGCUGCUGUGGUCCAGAGUGAGGGCAGAGCGGGCCCAGACAGCAGGGACAGUGAGGAGCUGGGAGAGAGGCCGUGCCAUGCAGAGGUGGUGCCUGUGUGGUCAGCGCGGGAGAAGGCAGGCUCAGGACGGGCGAGUGCAGCCUUGGUCCCGCUGAGUGUGGAAAGCUAUGGCACUGGGUGAGGGUUCUGGAGCGGAGCUGCGACGGGGCUUACGGAGAUGGCCAGAGGGCUGGGAGCCCUGGGGAGCAGCGCCUGAGCUGGACAGUGAACGUGCACCUGGAACCAGGGGGCGAGAGGGCCGCGGAGGCACAGAGGAGAGCUUGGGGGGAGCCCCGUGCCAGAGAGACGUCUGCGCUCCUGCUUCCGGCCCACUUGACACGACCCCAAGAAAAACAGGAGUGGGAUUGGCCGCAAGGGCUGAUUGUCGUGUCGGGGUCCCACAGGGGCCGGCAGAGCAUGCAAGCCUGGGCAGUGUUCCUUGGCCAGUGUGGGGGCCGUCUCCAGGGGCAUGAUGGGCAGGUGUGUCUGGGUGGGCGGAUGCAGGAAGCCCGCAGAGACACAGGAUGUGGAGAGAGGGUGGUGCACACGUAAGGGUGUGUGUGCUUGUGUGUGCCCGCAGGCGCCUGUGUGGUUUGUGCGUGACUGUGAGUGAUGCAGACGUGCGUAUGUGAGUUCUUGCUGUAAGGACAGUCACAUCUUACCCUCUGGCCCCUCCUUCUGGGGAGUUCCCCCCACUGACCCUGCCUGGGAAACUGAGGCUGGAGUGGUGGGAGACCGGUGAGGGGUGAGGGCCGUGCAGGCACCUUUAACCUGCCCGGCUCCGUGUCUCACACUGGAAGACGCCAAGUGUGGGCUCUGGACUGGGGGUUGGCAGAGGGGAGUCUGUCUGUAUGCCACGCUCUCCGGCAUCCAGAACAUUCUCCCUGCCCUCUACACAUCCCUGACGUGGCAGCACAGCACCGCCGUGAGCCCGGGCCUGGGCGUGGGGGCGCCCGGGCCGGCUGAGAGGAUGGAGAGGACGCUGGCCGACUCCGGCCUUGGUUGUCCAGAGGGGAGCACUUUCUCUACGAAGUCUUCUUCCCCGAGGCGCCCAGCUGUGAGCUCCUGCACACACAGCUGCUCUGUGCUUGUUCUCUUUCAGUUUGCAGAAGUCACUGACCUGUCUGACAGGUAGAGUGACAGAGUGAGGAAGAAAUCCCCCACCCGCUGGUUGACUCUCCCAGUGCCCACAACAGCCAGGGCUGGGCCAGGCCAAAGAGGAGCCAGGAACCCCAUCCAGGUCCCCAUGUGGGUGCAGGGACCCACGGCCUUGAGCCGUCUUCCGCUGCUUUCCCAGGCGCAGUCGCGGGAGCGGAGCAGCCACCGGACUGGCACCUGGUCAGGGCACUGGCCUUGGAAGCAGCAGCCUCGCUCGCCGCGCCACAGCGCCGCCCCAUUUCAAGUCUGUGACUGGGUAGCAUGUUCCUAUCACUGAAAAGUUAGAAAAUCAGUUUAAAAAGUGUAACUUCAGAAGUUGCACUCCCAACCACCUGUUAAUGCCCCCGCUCCUUAUUUUACCAAUUUAUUACUUUAAAAAAUUUACCUGUUUGAGAGAGAGAGAGAGAGAGAGAGAGAGAGCGAGCGAGCGCACGGCCAUCCACUGGUCACUGCCCCAGAGGCUGGGGCCAGGGCCUGGAACCCGACCUCAGUACAGGGCUCCCGCCUGGGAGGCCGGAGCCGGGUCGUCAGCUGCCUCCCCCCAGGUUGGCGUCUGCAGGAGGCUGGAGCUGGGAACCCACCCCAGGCACUGAUGUGGGACGCGGGCCUCCACCCCCGGGCCACACGCCCCUCCUGUUCCUGUCUUCGCCUUGGUUGGGCUCCUGCCCCUGGAGAGGUCGGUGCUGCAGCCGAGAUGCCCACCCAGCUGGAGAUGGCCAUGGACACCAUGAUCAGGAUCUUCCACCGGUACUCGUGCAAGGAAGGAGACAGAUUCAAGCUGAGCAAGCGGGAGCUGAAGCUGCUGCUGCAGCGAGAGCUCACGGAGUUCCUGUCGUGCCAGAAGGACCCCCAGUUGGUUGACAAGAUCAUGCACGACCUGGAUGCCAACAAGGACAACGAAGUGGACUUCAACGAAUUCGUGGUCAUGGUGGCAGCCCUGACUGUGGCUUGUAACGAUUACUUUGUAGAGCAGCUGAAGAAGAAAGGCAAGUGAAGACAGGUGGCCGCUCCCGCACGGGCACACGCCUGGCCCAAGGCCUCGGCUGGCCACUCAGGUCUGUAGACCAGCGACAUCACCUGUAGAUACGCUAGACAGGCCGCUGCUUGCUAGUGCUGUUACGUUAUGUGUGCCUUCAUGGACUGACUUCACAGAACGACUCCAAGUCCCCUGUGCCCCACCUAGAAUUUGCCCGUAUUAUCACAGAUGUUUCUUACAUGUUCUUUUUGUUUGUCAGAAAGUUAGCUACUUGGAAACGAGGCCAGCACCAGGCAAAUGUCUGAGACAGAUGCUGUCAUCCGUAAGUUAUAUUCUACGUCCGCCCUGUUGCCGAGUGCCCUGGCGCUCUGUGGUCCUCCUUCCCGCGGGGCAGCGGGUGCGGCUGAGCGCAGGACGGCAGAGCAGUCACGGAGUGGGCCAGGCUGGGGAGGGGCAGGCUCAUGGCCAGGAGCUGAUGCCGCAAACACAGGGCCCUGGGUCUGAGCGGCCUCCCUUCUGCAAAGGAGAAUUCCCAACAAGCCGUCCUGCCGUCACCUGGAGCUUCCCUCUGCGGAAGGCUCAGCAGCCCCAGGGCCCCCUUCGCCGCCUUGUCUCCCCAUACAGCACAGCCCCGCUUCCUGCCCCUCGCAAAUAAAUGGCUGCUUGUGAA
This is a messenger RNA of Oryctolagus cuniculus (rabbit), 8713 nucleotides long. It is a transcript of the gene S100Z, whose product is annotated as S100 calcium binding protein Z. NCBI's taxonomy places the organism in Eukaryota, Metazoa, Chordata, Mammalia, Lagomorpha, Leporidae. The record is from RefSeq and is a predicted model, not a curated record. Gene Ontology annotation, molecular function: calcium ion binding; calcium-dependent protein binding.